AUGCAAUUUCCUUUAAGUGACAAAUUGCAACAUAUAAUUACCAAAAAACAUAAUAGCUUUCAACUAUCAACCGAGAACUUUGAAAAGAACGUCAAAUUUGAUCUAACAAGAAGACGUUGGGAUAUUGUAUCUCGUAAAAUGCAUUUGAUUGUCCAAAAGAAGUGGAACACGGGCUACACAAUAGAUUUGAAGAGUGAUAAAGAAUUUGGCGCUUAAAGAUAACGUGGAUGCAACCCAGUCCUAAUUUCACUGUGUACUUCCAUACCUGAGAACUUUGCAGUUACAAGCGAAAUGGUUGAACCGUUUCUUGACGGGAAGUCACUCAGCAAAGCUAUUGAUAAAAAGGAGAUCUAUAUUAUUGAUCUGAAGGAUAUUGAAGUAAUAUCUGUACGAAGUGGUCGCACGAUGACAAGACCGAUAGCCCUUUUUCAUGAAAAGCCUAAUGGUGACCUGAUGCCAAUUGCUAUUAAGUUAUUUCAACAGCCUGCUGAAAACAAUCCAGUCUUUCUACCAAGCGAUCCUCCAUUAAAAUGGUUACUUGUCAAAAUGUAUUACAAUAACGCUGAUGUAGUCGUACAUCAAGCAUGCACUCAUUUAGGAUUUACUCACAUAUUUAUGGAAUCAGUUUGCAUUACAAUGCAUCGAGAACUCUCUCCUUCUCAUCCUUUGUUUAGGCUUAUGGCUCAUUUUAUAUACCUACUUGCAAUCAACUGUUUCUUCAUGUCACUUAGUUCCUUGCUAAGUUCCUCAUAUGCUAAAGACUACAUACAACAGCGUGGUGGCAAAAAGCUGACUGCGCGAAAUGGAUGGAUUGACUUAAUUCGCAGCUACAAGCCUGGUCAAACGUAUUUUUCGAUAAAAUGGUCGUUUUGCAGCAACUUUUAUAGAAUUUCGAAGCAACAUCAAUUGAACAACAGUCAGCAGCUGGAAAAAUGCGUGGGGCAAAUGGAAAAAAUGGAGACUGGACAGGGAUGGUGGUUGAAUUUGAAAGCAAGAGGGGUUGAUGAUACAGCGCAUCUCAGCAAGUACUAUUACCGGGAUGAUGCAUUACUCCUAAACGAGGCUAUAACCAAUUACGUCACUGAUGUUGUACAAGACAUAUAAGAUGAGCCACACAAACUCACUGCUGAUUACGAACUUCAAGAAUUUGCAAGAUUGUUAGUUGAUGAGAAAGAAGGUGCAGGAAUCAAGGGUGUGUUUGGCCAAGGAAAAUUUACAAAUGUAGAUGAUUUAAUCAAGUUUGUAUCCACUGUUAUUUUUCUCUCCUCUGCAGCUGUGAAUUUUACACAGUAUACGUUAAUCAAUCGAGAAAUUCGGCGGCUGCUCAAUAUUGCAAGAAGCACUACUAAACGCAGGGAAAUAGAUAACUUAAGUUUAACCUUCUUAACUGUCAUUUAUAAUGCAUCAAAUAACAGAGGCGAAGUCACAUGUUUUCAGUUGGGGGAUGGGAAAGAUUGUAAAUUCAUCGACCUUUCGUAUUUAGAAGAAAUCACAGAAAAAGACAUACUGAGCCACUUACCAGAGAAAUCAAUGAUUUUGGAUAUUAUGGUGGUUACCAAUCUUUAACAAGCAACCCGAAGAUUGGGCGAUUUCGAAAUACAGUACCAAUAUGAACCUAAUAAACUAAAAGCUGUUGCAAGAUUCCAGAAAUCUUUGAGAAGGAUAAGUAACACAAUAAAGGAACGAAAUGAAAAAAGAAAACGCCCUUAUGAUUGUCUGGAUCCUGACAGUGUACCAAAUGCAAUCAGCAUUUAAAGACAAAUUGGUCCUCACAUCAUUCUCUGAGCGGCUAGAUAGACACACCCAAACCACCCUAAAUUUAAGAAACAUUUGAAACCAGAAAAAGUCGAUAAUUUUUUUGUUAGAAGCUUAACAGAGAACACCAGAAGAUUUGUUUCAAUACACCUUUCCCGAAUUUAAAUUAUCGAUUACAUCAUCGGCAUGAAAACGAGGCACUUCUUUGUAAACACUAA
This is a messenger RNA of Hydractinia symbiolongicarpus, 1973 nucleotides long. RefSeq names its product polyunsaturated fatty acid 5-lipoxygenase-like. Lineage: Eukaryota; Metazoa; Cnidaria; Hydrozoa; Anthoathecata; Hydractiniidae. Gene Ontology annotation, biological process: lipid oxidation. Gene Ontology annotation, molecular function: oxidoreductase activity, acting on single donors with incorporation of molecular oxygen, incorporation of two atoms of oxygen; metal ion binding. The record is from RefSeq and is a predicted model, not a curated record.